Molecule: messenger RNA, 546 nt
Organism: Pleuronectes platessa (European plaice)
Lineage: Eukaryota; Metazoa; Chordata; Actinopteri; Pleuronectiformes; Pleuronectidae
Product: 40S ribosomal protein S27-like
Exons: 4
Coding region: 89-343 (84 amino acids)
Biological process (GO): ribosomal small subunit assembly; translation
Cellular component (GO): ribosome; cytosolic small ribosomal subunit
Molecular function (GO): structural constituent of ribosome; RNA binding
Source: RefSeq, a predicted model, not a curated record
CCCCCCCGCCUCCUCUUCCUCCUCCUCCUCCUGCCUCUGCCCAGCAGCCCCACGUACAUGCAGGAAAGCUAAAGCUAACACGGACAAAAUGCCUUUGGCCAAAGACCUCCUCCAUCCUGCUCUCGACUAUGAGAGAAGACAACACAAGAAGAAAAGACUUGUUCAGAGUCCGAACUCCUACUUUAUGGAUGUGAAGUGUCCAGGCUGCUACAAGAUCACCACUGUGUUCAGCCAUGCACAGACGGUGGUUCUCUGUGUGGGAUGCUCAACUGUGUUGUGCCAGCCAAAAGGAGGAAAGGCCAGACUGACAGAGGGUUGCUCUUUCAGGAGGAAGCAACAUUAAAAAGGGAUUGCCUCCUCAAUCCUCCAUGUCUGUAAUUCAGCCGUGGCGUUGAUAACAUUUUCCAUUGAUUACAAUGUAGUUCAUUCAAUAAUGAUACUGUCACUGUACAAAUGUUCAACUUUUAAGAAGACUUUCUAAACUUGCUAGCAGUUUUUUUUAAUACGAAAUGAGAGAUCUCAAUAAAUAAAACUGUUAUAAAAAAC